AUGCCGGAUGCCAGCGCGGAGGGUGUGGAGCUGGUGCUGCUGGGAGCCGAGCCGAGUCAGCCAGAAGUUGCAAGCCUCGACGCUGAUCGUUUGAUUCCAGCAAGCUGGACUCUGCCACCUCCCAGCGCGUGGCCACCCCGCGCGCCCACGCGAAGGAGGUCGAUGCUCACGGAGGUGGCGAGCAGAGAGUCUCAGAGAGGCUCCAUGCCCAAGUGUUGGAAAGCGAAACUGACGGUGGUCCUGUACACCUUCGCACGCAUUGUUGCCAAUUUGGUGGUAUUUGCAAGGGUGUAUACACACUAUCAACAUUGGUUGAAUGGGAGUUGUGGAAAAUUAGAUGAAUGGGCAUGUCGCCAACGUGCCAGCAGUUAUUCAACACUCACCUGGGGCCUCCUCUGCGACAGCAUCUUGAGGCCCUUAGUUACAGGACUGGGACUCUAUGUGCUGCUUCAUCGCAGUGAUCGCUUGUCUGCCAAGUCACCGCUGCACCUUUUGACCAGAGCGGUGCUCUUCUGCCUUGCUUCUUUUCACUGUGACUUCAGCGUGACCCAAAUUUCUGGCAGCUCGAACUGGAACGACGGUGGUGGUCUUUGGCUGCUGUUGCCGUGGGAAGUGCUCUGCAACUCUAUGCAGCUGCACAUGACAAAUUUAAAACUGCAUGCACUGGGGUGGCAGCUCACUGCACAAGUCUGCAAGGCGUUGAUGCUUGGAAUGCUGCUGGCUUGGUCAGCUUGGGGGUUUCUGUGGGGGUACUUCCGCUAUGGCCCACCAGGAGCAGAGGUCUCGUUUUACCUGUGCCCCAUGCUGCUCAUCUUGGAGUUUGUCGGGUUGUUUUACUCAGCAAGCAGAGCUCUUUUCUUGGGUUGGCAAGAUGAUGCCAUCAGAGCCACUGCGUGGUGCCUGUACAUCAACUCCUUGCUGCUAUGGGUGGGGCCAGUCCUCAGUUUUUGUGGGUUUUUAGGUUUUCACUAUGGGCAAAAUAAUGCAACAAAUGUGGAUCCAAACUUUUGGUAUGGACUCUUUCAGACAACAAAAGAUUCCUGCCUGACUUUGGACAUUGGUUUCCAAGUGGUGAAUGUGCUGCUGCUCAGUGGAAUUGUCGGCCCCCGGCAGUGGCAAGAGCCCAUGGCGGCUUUUCAAAGGCUGGCAGACCUGCAGGGUUUCGGCCUCGCUUCCAAACGCAUUGCCUUCCCCGGGCGGCUGAACCCACAGUCCGAGGAUUGCGUCGUAUCGUUCCCUGGCAAGUACAGCCAACAAUGGGACAAGGCAGUGUCUACUGCCAAGACACAGCAGGGCUUUUCGCUUGCAUGUGUGUUCCUCACGGACCGUGCGUCUGGUUUGGGCGAGCACGUCGAGAAUCCAGAUGCGCCGGGUGAGUGCUGGUGCCACGCGAUCUACGGGCAGUUGCCUGCCUCAACCUACCUGGCCGUAGUCGAUGUACGACCAGAAUCUGCAGGUUGCUGCCAAGUGCUGGGAGGGCUGGGACGGCAAGGCCUCUCGCAACAGGACUUGGAGUUCAAACGAGCAGAUGCCGAGGCCAUGGGCCAGCGCCUAGUCGUCCGACGGAAUCAAGCAGACUGGGAAUGGGAGCGAGAGCUCCGAGAAGCCGAAGAGGACGCCCGCAGGCGCUGCGCGGAGAACCAGGGCCUGGCUCCUUGGGGAUGCAAAUGGUUCGAGGACUGGCGCAGGAACGUCCAGAGAGCCGUGGAGCUGAAACAAAGUCUUCACGUCUUCUACUUCGAGGGCCGUACUGGUCAGGGCAAGCUGGAUUGGGAUCAGCUUCCCUGUCAGGAGGCGAAGGAGCGCGUGCGGCUUGAGAGCGGCUUGGGUGCCUCCCAGACAGCUGAGGUGGCCUACUUGGACAAGAUGGGCUAUGCCUAUGUGGAACAUGACAUCCGCAACUUCCAUCAGUUGGUCUCACCUGCAAGCACGGCAAGUGCAGAGCCGGACCAAGCAUCGCAAGCUCCUGCGCCGUGA
Molecule: messenger RNA, 1977 nt
Organism: Symbiodinium sp. CCMP2592
Lineage: Eukaryota; Dinophyceae; Suessiales; Symbiodiniaceae
Source: the annotation of a GenBank genome assembly